Messenger RNA from Schistosoma rodhaini, 2622 nucleotides. The record is from the annotation of a GenBank genome assembly. Lineage: Eukaryota; Metazoa; Platyhelminthes; Trematoda; Strigeidida; Schistosomatidae.
UAAACUUGUAAUUUUAAACAAAAAAUCACAAAUUAUUAUUAUGAAUAAACAAAUUUAUAAACAAAUAAAAAAAACACAAAAACAACAAAAAAAUAAACAAAUUUGUGCAUAUUCUGUGAUGUAGGUUUGUUUUCUGAGCUGCCACAUCAAAAUCACCUACCUGAGCAACAAAUCUUCUCCACCAUCUCAAAUUUGUGCAUAAAUAAAGAAAAAAAAAGAACAAACAAAAAAAUCAAUAAAUCAAUAAACAUGCCAUUUCAAUUCAUCAUUUAUUUUUAUAUUCUAUUUUAUAUUGAAAAAAUUGAUUCAAAUAAUCAAUGGAUCAAUUCAAUUUAUAAUAAUAAAUCAAUAAUUUCAAAUUAUUCAAAUAGAACAAUCAAUCAACAAUAUUCUAGAUCUUUCUAUAAAUUAUCAUUAAUUAAUAAUACAAAUAAUCAUUUAAACAAAAUUGAUUCAUCCUAUUCAAAUUUAAAUUUAAAUUGGGAAUUUAAACAAAAUCAAAUUACAACAGAUUGGGCUGAAAAACGUUUAAUUAAAGAUUUAUUAUAUGAUUAUGAAAAACAAUCAAGACCAGUUGUUGAUAAUUUAACACCUAAAAUUUAUGUAACAAAUACACAAAUUACACAACAAAUUACAGUUGAAUUUGGUUUAGAAUUAUUACAAAUAUUAGAUUUAGAUGAAAUGGAUCAAAUUUUAACAACAAGUGUACGUUCAUUAUAUAAAUGGACAGAUCAUAAUUUAAUAUGGAAUCCAAAUGAAUAUGGUGGUAUUGAUUCAGUAACUAUACCUGUAGAAUAUCUAUGGAUACCUGACAUUUCACUUUACAAUUACGCAGAUGAAAGACUCAAUGAAAGAAGACCGUGUGAUGCAAGAAUUUUUUCUGAUGGAAGUGUACUUUGGAAUCCAAUGGGUAUAUUUAAAAGUACAUGUUCUGUUGAUAUUAAAUAUUUUCCAUUUGACCGACAAAAAUGUGUUCUGAAAUUUGGACCAUGGAGCUAUGAUGGAUUUCGUGUUAAUAUUUCAUUUUAUGAUGGUGAACGAAAUUUUCGUCUACUUAAUUAUAUUACUAAUCCCGAAUGGAAUUUAUUAAAUUCAAGUGCUGUAUUCACCGAAUUCUCUUAUCCAUGCUGUCCAGAAAAAUAUCCUGAUAUAACAUUUCAUGUAUGGAUUAAAAGAAAAUCUGCAUUUUAUACAUAUAUCUUAAUAAUACCAAGUAUUUUAUUAUCAUCGCUUACAUCAGUAAUUUUUUGGCUACCACCACCUUCACCAGCGAAAAUUGUUUUAGCAAUGAACGUAUUUGUUGCAUUCCUUCUACUUCAUCUUUUAUUGGAAGAUACAACCCCAGCAGCUGCGAGUAAUUUCCCACUACUUGGCGCAUAUUAUUGUUUCAAUAUGGGUGUAAUUACAAUUUCAAUGUUUUUAUGCUGUAUCACAGUGAAUAUACAUUUUCGAACAGCUGAAACUGAACAACCAUCUAAAUGGUUAAGAAAAUUCACCGCAUUGAUGGGACGAAUACUUUUUAUCAACAUUGAUGCACUUGAAUUAGUUGAAACAAAAGAUAACUUAGAAAUGAAUGUAUGUUUCAAUCGAUCAGCACAAAAAUCUGUUAAAAUGUCAUCUCAUCUAGGUAAUUCUAGUAGACAAUUCAAUCAUUCCAAUAUUUAUACACAUAGUAGUUUAAAUGAUUUAAAUGAAAAUGUUUCAUCAUUAGUACUAAAAUCUUCUAGUUCAACAUUAACAUCAUCAUCAUUAUCAUCAGCUCAUAAUUAUUUACACAAUAAUACACUUCAAAAUGAUUAUGUGAACUUUCAUAGUCAAUGUCCACAUUGUACAAUCCAAUUGAAUACUUCAAAAUCAUAUCCACUUCAUUCUGAAUGUUAUAAAUCAUUCAAUGAUAAAACUAAUAACAACAAUUUAAACAAAUCUCAUAAUUCAUUUCAACUUCCAAUUUGUUCAGAAACUAAUACACGUUGUUCAUGUUAUUAUUUUAAACAAAUAUCUUCCCCUUUAUGUUAUUUAAGUACUAAUGAUUUAUCAAAUGAUCAGAAUAGAAUACAUAAUAAUAAUAAUAAUAAUAAUAAUAAUAAUAAUAAUAUAUCAUCUAAUACUAUAGAGUUAUCUAAUUCACAUUAUUCAUUACCAAGAAAUAUUUGUUUAAAUGAUCCAAUGAUGAGUAGACAACAACAUUAUUUAAAUAAGAAUCUUAUUCAAAAUAUAAAUGAUUUAAACAAUUGGAAUAAUCAAUAUUAUUUACAUCAUUCAAAUCAUCAUUUAAAUCAAACGAUACCAAUAUUUAAACAAAAAUAUAAUGAACAUAAAAAAUUAAAAGAAUUUUCAAAAUCACUUUAUUGGAAUAAAUUUAAUAAACAAAAUAAACAAAAUAAAUUUGUAUCUAAAUCCAAUAGUACACAAUUAAAAGAUUAUUUCCCGCUUCAUUUAAAUAAAAAAAUAUCAAUAAUCAAUCAAAAAGAUCAACAAUCAUUAAAAUAUAUUAAACAAGAUAUAAAUUAUAUAUCAAAAGCAGCUAGACAAUUAAUUAUUGAAUUAAAACAACGUGAAUAUAAAGAAAAAAUUAUUGAACAAUGGAAAAUUGUUGGUAUUUUAUUACCAAGCGCACUAUAA